AUGUCGAAAACACUCGAGGCUCGGUUUGAGCAUCUCUCCGUCAAUGACGAAAAUGAACCUCCCAACACCACCACACACUAUCAUAAAUCAAAAGGCCAACACACUACCACGGCUUCGAUAAGCUCAUCAACCUCAUCAACACAGCUGACCAGCAACCCGAACCGCUCAAAUCUACUAAAAUACGCUCUACAAAACAGCAACGGCUCGUCUCCCCGUAAGCCUCAAGGGAGUGUCAGCUUGGUUUCCUCUUCCCGUAACUCCACUGAGGAAAACCCGGCGGGCAGCCGUACUUACAUUCCCUUCUACGAUCAGCCUACCGCCCCAAAGAAAUUCCAUCUGGGAAUGUUCGAAAUUGGGAAGCCCCUUGGUAAGGGAAAGUUUGGGAGAGUAUAUCUUGCAAGAGAACGAUCGACUGGCUUCGUUUGUGCUCUGAAGGUCUUGCACAAAAGCGAGUUGGUCCAGGGCAAAGUUGAGAAGCAACUACGGCGAGAGAUCGAGAUUCAGAGCAACUUGAGACAUCCCAAUAUAUUGCGCUUAUAUGGCCAUUUCCAUGACAGCAAACGGGUGUUUCUAAUUCUCGAGUUUGCGGGGAAUGGAGAGCUGUACAAACACCUACGAAAGGAGAACCGAUUCCCUGAGUGGAAGGCUGCCCAAUAUAUCGCCCAAAUGGCUGCUGCAUUAAAAUAUCUGCACAAAAAACAUAUCAUGCACCGCGAUAUCAAGCCGGAGAAUAUACUUGUGGGCAUCCACGGCGAAAUCAAGAUAAGCGACUUUGGCUGGAGCGUACAUGCCCCAAAUAACAGGAGAAAUACCAUGUGCGGCACUUUGGACUACCUACCUCCAGAAAUGCUCAAACCUGGAUUGCAGGACAAUUACUAUAACGAGAAAAUCGACCUGUGGAGCUUGGGUGUGCUCACGUACGAGUUCCUGGUUGGCGAGGCACCGUUUGAAGACACGCCGGUCAUGACACGGCGGAGGAUAGCGAGGGGUGAGAUGAAGGUGCCGUCAUUUGUGAGCGCGGAGGCUAGGGAUCUUAUCAAGAAGUUAUUGGUCCUCGAUCCAGAACAGCGAAUUCCUCUGGAUGAGGUCCAACAGCACCCCUGGAUCAUUAAACACUGUGUCAAAGGCGAGAGGGCAGCCAAGCGAAGUUCAGGAAAUAGCCGUAGUAAAGAGUAA
Molecule: messenger RNA, 1176 nt
Organism: Histoplasma mississippiense
Lineage: Eukaryota; Fungi; Ascomycota; Eurotiomycetes; Onygenales; Ajellomycetaceae
Product: serine/threonine-protein kinase Eg2
Exons: 3
Coding region: 1-1176 (391 amino acids)
Biological process (GO): mitotic spindle organization; protein phosphorylation; regulation of cytokinesis
Cellular component (GO): spindle microtubule; chromosome passenger complex; spindle pole centrosome
Molecular function (GO): ATP binding; protein kinase activity
Source: RefSeq, a predicted model, not a curated record